Molecule: messenger RNA, 1284 nt
Organism: Sinocyclocheilus rhinocerous
Lineage: Eukaryota; Metazoa; Chordata; Actinopteri; Cypriniformes; Cyprinidae
Product: proline-rich receptor-like protein kinase PERK9
Exons: 5
Source: RefSeq, a predicted model, not a curated record
AAAGAGAAUCCGCAAAAGGUGCCGGUCCACUAAAUCAGACACAAACACAGGGCAGCCCAACACCGUACCAGUGUCUAUACCUUGCAGCAACACUAUGUCUGAUCCUGUAGGUCCUGGAGACACUGGCCAGGGCUACAUCGCUGGUUAUCCGCCUCAUCCAGAUCAAGGUCAGAUUCACUAUCCUUAUCCACCAGAGUCGAGCGGACAACCUGCUGUUCCUCCCAACCCUGGCUUUUAUCCUGAGUAUCAAAACCCUGUCUACCCUCCUGCCUUUGGACCUGGACUUCCCCCUGCUCAGCCGCCCCAGUGGAAUGCCCCUCCAACCCACUACAACCCAUCUGCACCUGUGAACUAUACACCAGUAAUGAGCAGUGCUCCUCCUGGGCCUGAACCCAGCGUGUUGAAUAUGAAUGAAUUGCCGCCAACUGCACCACUGCUCACACCUCACCCUGAGUCUCAACCAUCUGAUAGGACCAGCAUUUCUAUGGAUAUCCUUAACUCCAGUAACUCUGGUGUCAAGUUUGACGUGAACAAAGGAAAGUCUUCUGGCAGCAACUUCCUGUAGUUACUCCAAAAUCCUGAAUUAUCCCUGCACGGGAUGUAGAAACAAACACUUGUUUGUUAGAUUCAUACAAAAUCCAAGCCUUAAAAAGAAUAAUUAAUAAUUUUGGCCUUAGAACUAAUAGGACCUUAAUUAAAACUACUAUUUAAAUAGUUUAUGAUGAGACAUAUUCUUUCAGGACUCAGUCUAGCUUAAGUGCUAUAGCAGGAUAUUACAAUUUGAAGAAGAAAAAAAACGAAAUCCCUUUAUAUAUUACAUACUGUACAGUACCUCAAAUCCCUGUUAACUCUUUUCCCAUGAAAAUUUCCCAUGUCUUUUUUCUUACCUCUUAAUGUCACUCUCUUGCUGCUCUUUAAUAGCAGAAGAAAAAGCUGUUGAAUGAUACCAACGAUAUUUUAAAAAGCUACCUCCAUAUUUUCAGCAAAUUUUUUUCAUAUUAAAGUCGCAUUACAAUAUGGACAAAAGAAUGACUCACCCUCUGAAUGGGCUUUCAGCAACACCCAAUGUUGACAGAUAUGUAUAUUCAAGUGAAAAGCCAAGCAAUUUCCAUAGACACACACUAGUUAUGACCUGUCCUGAAGUUCAGUUUAAAGGUGAGUGUGAGCUACCAUUUUCACUUCAUCUAAUCUCUCCAUUCAGUCAGGCUGAAGAGGCUAUAUUCUACACUUUUGUGAAGAACUACUUGCGAUACGAAGCCAUUAUUUUAUUAUUGUAGGAUGUAG